GGCGCACCAUGGUGGUGUUGCCAACGAAGCAUCGAGUGUCCUCUCGGCGUACCAUGGUGUUUGCCAACAGCAUCGAGUGCAUCAAGAGACUCAGUAGCCUGCCUGUUUGGAUUCCUGUGACCAGACGCCACCUGCCCCCUACACGCCAACAUGCCCACCAGAAGCACGAGGCUGAAGAACCUGGAAACCGCUUUGCAGAGAGGGAACAUUGUGUGCUGUUGACUACUGAUGUGGCAGCCAGAGGGCUGGACAUCCCUAACGUACAACACGUCAUCCACUAUCAGGUCCCGCGCACCUCUGAGACGUACGUGCACCGCAGCGGUCGAACGGCGCGGGCCACCAAGCAAGGCCUCAGCUUGCUGCUGAUUGGUCCAGACGACCUGAUGAACUACAAGAAGAUCUACCGCACGCUGGGCAAGGACGAAGACCUGCCCACAUUCCCCGUACAGACGAGAUGCAUGGCAGCCAUCAAG
Engraulis encrasicolus (European anchovy) is the source of this 473-nucleotide messenger RNA. RefSeq names its product ATP-dependent RNA helicase DDX24-like. Lineage: Eukaryota; Metazoa; Chordata; Actinopteri; Clupeiformes; Engraulidae. Gene Ontology annotation, cellular component: nucleolus. The annotation marks the transcript as partial. The transcript is spliced from 4 exons. The record is from RefSeq and is a predicted model, not a curated record.